Molecule: messenger RNA, 1454 nt
Organism: Fusarium verticillioides 7600
Lineage: Eukaryota; Fungi; Ascomycota; Sordariomycetes; Hypocreales; Nectriaceae
Exons: 2
Coding region: 149-751 (200 amino acids)
Cellular component (GO): extracellular exosome; endoplasmic reticulum-Golgi intermediate compartment
Molecular function (GO): calcium ion binding
Source: RefSeq, a predicted model, not a curated record
CGCUUGAGUCGUUGCUAGGUCCCGUUGGGUCCUUUCAGAUUGGAACUUCACUCCUUUAAAGUCGGCUUCUCCCAGCGUCAAUUGCCUCGUUAUAACUGCAUCGCACAAGUCUAGACUUCUGCAUUUCUCGCGCCAGGUCUACAGUACAAUGCGCACCGGUGUCUUGCUCAGUGUCGCUUUUGCGACCACCGUCUUUGCUCAUGGCGGCGCUCACUCGCAGAAGCCCGUGGUUGAUGCCAAUGCAGACUGGAUGACCAAACAUAUGGCGGAGGAGCAUCAUGUUCAAGGCUGGGACGCCGACUCCUUCUUCACCCUCCACGAUUACAACAGCGACGGCUGGUGGCAAGCUGCUGAGCUGAUGCGAACGUAUGGUCUCUUCGACGAAUCAAACAAGGGCAUGGACGAGAAGAAGAAGGACGAGGUCCGCGAUGUUCUGCUGGGUCUUCUCGAUAAGGACGGCGACUCCUCUGUCAGUCGCCAGGAGUGGAUGGACUUUAUCAAGUCUGGAAAGACACUCCCCGACCUUAACACUGGCCCCGGCCACCACGGCGAUGAUGAGUACGAGUAUGAGAUCCAUCAUUGGGAAAAGUACCACGACGACAACACCAAGCUCGAGGACCUGACACAUCCCGAAGACAUUGAGCAUUUUAAGAAACACGACGAGAUGGAGGAUGCCCAGGAACGCCUCGAAGCAAUGCAGAAGCUCUCCAUCGUCGAGGCCAACAUUCCUCAAAAGUUCCGACGACAAUAGACGAUAGAACGCGAUACUGAACUGUAUUUUACUUUACCUAGAAUACCAUGACUGGGGCAGGGACUCGGGGCGUGUGUGAUAGGGGCGCAUGACAUCAUGAUGGAUGAAUCUGAAAUUCUAUGUACUCGACAUUAUUGGGAUAAUAAGCAUGAUACACGAUAUAGCUAGAUCUUGUAAACAUGGACGUCAAAGACGCAGUGCCAGACGCCUGGUGCGAAUGUCUUGACAAGCUCGAUAUGCUCGGCCUUGGCUGUCCGCUCUGUUCCUUGGCUCCAGUCCUCGAAUUUGCGCUGUAUCUCCUGGCGUCUUGUUUCCGUGUCGUUUGCGCCAACGUUUUCGUGAAGAUGCAGCCAUGUCUCACUGCCUGGAGAGGAAAUAUCCCACGUGUCUCUCCAAGUUGGUUCGCUUGUUGGCAGGAAACCACAGUUGAUGUGCCGUAUGUCUUGUGCCAUAUCAUUACCCUGUAGCGACCGUAUCCUCUUUCGAGCUUCCUCAUUGCUCUCCAGGAAUACAAUAAUCUGCUCUCCUCCGUUUAUGAUGUCUUCGUUUGGUAGGGCCAGAUCUUCACCUUGAACAAUUCGAACGCUCCAUCGGUUUGCUUUGGCGCCACGUCGUAGACCUUCGACACUCCAUGGGUUGAUCUCCCAGCACAAGACUCUCAUGCCAAGUCGAGCAUAUGAAAAAACAAAGUAGCCGAUUCCAG